AUGGUUGGUAUCACAUUGGUAGGGUUGGCUUACACUUUGUUGCAAACUCCGUUUGCGGUGUACUUUGCGAGAAGAGGGAAACGCCUCAUAAACCAUACUGGUCUUCUCACUUUUGAUUACUAUGGAGACAAGGUAAAUUCAUAUGCAAUAUUAAGUGGGGUUGCUGCAACAUUUGGUUUUACUGCGGAUGCCAAGAAAAGCAUAGAUGAUUGGGAUAACAUCCUCCGACAGUAUGGGCACAACGAUCUUUCCAGUGAUCGAAAAAACCUUGACAGCUUCUAUAACAUGGCCUUCAUCUCUGGUAGUUUCCUUCUCCUCGGAUUCAUCAGCUCCGGAGUCUCCUCUAUUCUCUCUUCUCGCCCCGUCUCCAAGCAAGAAGAUAAUUAAAUGCCUAUAAAUACAAAUGCACAUCUUUUGUUAUUGUUGUUGGUAUUGUUUUUAACUUGAUAAUCCAACUAUAGAAAGAUCCUGUUGGGAAUCGGUGACUUGGGCCUACUUCAAUCAUGCAGGGUAUAUGAUAUAAGAAAAUUCUCAAGUGAGCCCACUAAGUCCCACUAGGAACUCUCUUGACUAUCAAUAGAAGAGAGACUCUUCUGGUGUUUUUGUUUGUUUGUUUGUUUGUCUUUUGUGUGUGUGUGUGUGUGUGUGUGUGUGAGAAAUAUGUAUUCCUAAAUGAUAAUGGAUUUGAACCAUAUGAAGAAACAUAUUGACUAGUUGUUUGGCAAGAACAAGAAGUUGUUCAAUUAAUGGGAAACAUAAAACAU
This is a messenger RNA of Camellia sinensis, 764 nucleotides long. Lineage: Eukaryota; Viridiplantae; Streptophyta; Magnoliopsida; Ericales; Theaceae. The record is from RefSeq and is a predicted model, not a curated record.